Messenger RNA from Babjeviella inositovora NRRL Y-12698, 660 nucleotides. RefSeq lists its product as uncharacterized. The coding region runs from base 58 to 492 and encodes 144 amino acids. Gene Ontology annotation, biological process: proteasome regulatory particle assembly. Gene Ontology annotation, molecular function: protein-macromolecule adaptor activity. The record is from RefSeq and is a predicted model, not a curated record. The transcript has a single exon. NCBI's taxonomy places the organism in Eukaryota, Fungi, Ascomycota, Pichiomycetes, Serinales.
CCAACCUUGAGUUUAACCGCCCACUUACUCUAACACCAGUCUACUCCCCAUCACAUCAUGUCCGCAUCGUUGAAAAGACCCGUCCAGAUUCAAGAAUUCAUUCUUGCUGUGCUGGAAUUGGCCGACUUUGAAAUAUACAACAUCAGAUCCCAGCUAACCAGAUCUAUUACUAAAUUGCACGAAUCCAACACCGUUAUGGCGAGGGAGGUGGGGCUAAUUAAGGCGAGGAUCGACGACGACAACGACGACGAGACGCCAUCCGCUGAGCUCACCGAAGACUUACACUUGUACCAAGAGUCGAUCCAGGAGAAUGGAAUUGUAUUGAAGAACCAAGAAGAGAGGAUCGGCUGCUUAGACAAUGAGUUGACUGCAAGAGGCUUGUCCCUCGACGGCAGCACUGUCGAUGCCAGAGAGGGCGUGCCCGUGACUGUGCCCUUGCCAAAAGCUGUAGCGGCUGCCCCAGACACUGACAAUACCAGCGUUUAUCUUUAAUUACCAUUUUAUGCCACCGUAUAUGCCGUUUGUCGCAAAUGCAAUGAAUUGACGCAGCCGGGUAUCACACGUGCCGUCCCCAAUAUAUCGAAACUUGCCGAAUGUGACAAUUCAGGUGUAAGUCUGUAAUUAUACUAGUGACUUUUAAUAUCGCAUUAAAUAUCAUUC